AUGACACCACUCGGCAACCGAAGCGCCAACAGACAAAGUCGCAUACCUGUCGUUGGACUCGAGCCCAAGAUUCACCUCAAUAAUGAAAACAUACCACCAUCUUCCAACACUUCACGCCUUCUGGCCCCGACCAAGUCAUCAGCGGCACGUUCAAGAUCACCCUCUCCAUCACCAAUUCCACUUCCUGUUCUUCCAAGACCAACCUCAACAACUCCAGGUCGUGGUCGCCUUAGUGCAGUCACAUCGCAUGACAGCUUGAACGCAUCCUUUGCGCGACGCCAAUCUCUACAUCGUCCCUCAACAACUUCUCUAUUGGAUGACAGAAAGUCUGGUGUCCCUAGACCGCCAUCAAAGUCAACUGGCAGAUCAGAUCGUCCAAGCAGACCGAGCACUCCGGUCACCAAUACCGAAGACACACAAGACCAAUCUGCUGGAGCUGGCACUGGACCGGCAAACAAAUCUUCCCUCAAGACUCUUAGCAUCUUACAGAGAGAAGAAAGAACAGAUCUCUCUCCAAGGCGCCCAGUCACACGGCGUGGAAGCGCUACUCCAAACAGAACUCCGCUCACGAGAGGCAAAUCUUUCAGCAAGCUACCGCUCUCGUCCGUCCAUAACAGUCCUGCUAUUGUGUCUCCAGUACUCGAUUCGGUUUCUACCAGCUUCAAUUCCCCACAUUUCGUCUCACCAAUCCCGUCGCUCGAAACUUUCAGCGAAACAGCCAGCUUGACCCUCUCCAACGAUUUGAAUGAAUAUCGUCCACCAAGAACUUCAUCGCUAAAAACGCCCGAGCUAUGGAAUGAAGAUGUGGGUUUGGGCAUAGGUGUGUCCUCGCCAGGAAGUUCGUUGGCCGAGAACCAAGAACGCAAAUACCUGCCUGCUGUACACAGUUUUUCUCGACCGCGAGCCCAACAGAUGGACAGAUCACAAGUCAGUGUCAUGUCUCUAGCUAUUCCAGAGCAUCCUAUCGGUUCGGAACACGAGAAUCUUGUCGCUUCAACGACACCCAAGAUUGUGUGCAGAUCACCAAGCUUGAGUUCGAAGCCCGCAGUGGAGGAGAAAAUCCUGACGUUCGCCGGUCGAAGCUUGGGUAAUCCUACAGAUCUCGCUGCUCUAGACGGCAGUGCUCGAUCAUCGAAACGCAAAGAUUGUUUCAAUAAGCCCUCACCACUGACAGGUGUCAACUCAGCCCUGCAAGACCUACCUCCAAGAGUUCCAUCACCUUCAGAGCAGAACAAGCUGAGUCCUAUCAGGCUUCUGUUCGGUGAUAAAGGAUCCGCCUCUGAUGAUGUCUUCGAGUAUACGAGAGUGAAGCAACUCUCGGGAAGUUUACUGUCCAGCUCCUUCGUCGGAUCGACGUUGAGCAUCUCCGACGAAGCUGAUCACCUCCUCCUCGGAGACAAACCCGCUCGUAUGCCUUCAUCUAUCUCUCAAACAAGUCUGGCAGUCCCCGCAGAUGCGGAGUUCGAUCUGCCUUCUCCCAGUGAGAACGGUUUCCAUGUUUCUUGGCCUGCAGACUUUGGUUUUAACUCGACCGAUGGUCCAGACUCGCCGACCGUGCAGAGUUCACCUUCUGUCCGACCCAAAGCAUUCUCAGGGGUCUCGGAGGAGAGUGAAAGAUCGGUUGCCGAACAGGGAUACUACUACGUGCAAUCCGAGCCGAUGUCUGACCACGGUGAAACAGGCGUGACCAAAGAGAGUCGAGGAGGAGACAUCAAAACAACCCUAUCGAUUCUUGAGGGCACUCCCGACAAAGCAGAUGCUCCGUCGACUACCGUUUCAAAAUCUGUCCAGCGACGCUCUAGUGUGGCGAAACUGCCCAGGACCACUCCCAAGGAUGGCGCUCGGGAUACUGUAUACAACCGUAACGAUCGUCUUCCGUCAUACAUGCUGCCCACACCAGCUUCAGAGGCUCGUAAGACCUCCACACUAGCUCCUCCAGAAAUUCGACGCAGUAACGCAAGCACACCGAACUUGAAUGCUCGUCGCGAAUCUCAGACCACGAAAAUUCCAAACACACCCAGUCUCGACAAGAGCCGUCUUCCACCAUCUGGCAGGCGAACUCCAGCGUCAGAGCUGUGUGGUACGAUUCGAAGUGGUCGCUCAACGCCUACUUCUGCCAUUCCUCGUAGCACAACACCUAUAGCUCGUCCCAGCACGGGUAGUCAACAGACCAUUUCUACUCCAAAGUCUACGUCCAAGACCGAAGCUGGUUGCCGCGCUUCCAUAGGACAUAUCAAGAUUGUUCGUCAGACGCCGCAGCCCAUCGAGACAUCUCGUGAUGGUACUUUUCCACCAACUCGACCUAGAAGCGAAUCGAAGGGAAAAUCAGUCUUGAACAACCUCAAGGGGCUGUUCUCUGGUAAGCGAGAUGCUACGACAACGCCUAGUUCAAGUGGUAGGAGAUUCUCCAUCGGAAGCCGCAAGUCAGUAUCGGUCGAGGCUGAUGUUCCUGAUGUGCCCACUGUUCCCGAUAUGCCAACACUUCCUGCUAUGCCUGCUAUGCCUGCACUACCUGCUACGCCCGCCUUGCCUACUCUACCUACAGUGUCUGAUAUGCCUGGAUCCCGGAGGAAAUCCUCUGGCAUCUUACCGAGACCUAGAAGGAAAUCGACAGUCAAGGACAACCCAGCAAAGAAGGACGCGACUGAAGAGGAGAAACCUUCACUUCGUCGCAAAGCUUCGAAGCACAAGGUCGUUGCUACUGAGACGACUCAAGAGCCUGACUCGGGGAAGGAGACACGCGAUACAGUUGCGCUGAUGGAAAUGGGACUGACUCUUCGCCAAGAAGCCUCUAAGGAAGACGAUCUUGUUCGCAAGGAGCGUAUGGCAUCGUUUGCGCAAGUCAUGCUUGACACGGUUACCAACGCCGUGGAAGCUGAGCGCAACAUGUAUACUGCAAUGCAAGCAGCGGAACAAGCAAAAAUGUCGUACAUGAUGACCCAGCAAAGUGUUCAGGAGAUGAACAAACUGGUCUCGACAUCCCGGCGACUACCUCUGUUUAAGAAAAAGAAGCAAUCGAACGGCGAUGUUUAG
This is a messenger RNA of Aureobasidium namibiae CBS 147.97, 3033 nucleotides long. RefSeq lists its product as uncharacterized. Lineage: Eukaryota; Fungi; Ascomycota; Dothideomycetes; Dothideales; Saccotheciaceae. The coding region runs from base 1 to 3033 and encodes 1010 amino acids. The transcript has 2 exons. The record is from RefSeq and is a predicted model, not a curated record.